This is a messenger RNA of Lindgomyces ingoldianus, 639 nucleotides long. RefSeq lists its product as uncharacterized. Bases 1 to 639 code for a protein of 212 amino acids. The record is from RefSeq and is a predicted model, not a curated record. The transcript is spliced from 5 exons. NCBI's taxonomy places the organism in Eukaryota, Fungi, Ascomycota, Dothideomycetes, Pleosporales, Lindgomycetaceae.
AUGAGUGCAUGCACAAGUCGAAGGAGUUUGAAAUAUUGUAUCAAAGACGUCCAAUAUUCAACAAGGAAAGCUGUUCCCACACUGAUGGAGAUGCUAUUCCGUCUCUGGUCUGGGAAAUAUUCAGAGAAGUCCAUGCAGAAUUCCAACAGCGUUAAACACGAGUCCAAGGAUGUAGAGCUCACUGCAGAGUAUCGAAAGGCAGAGCGAAAUACAUGUACUCCAAGACGCUCGAGUCUUGAUCCUGUUCCGGUUCGACCAGGUCCAGGCGCAUGGGGCGACAUUCGCAGCAAUUUCAAUCCACAUGCGGCGACAUUGAUGAACUUUUUUGUUGAAAGGAACGAAUUUACAGAGAUGCUUGCAAAAUUUUCCACCAUUCAUUAUAGGUCGGGUAUUGAUUUUCCAGUGAAGUUCUCAACUCGUCAAGAAUAUUGGCAAAAGCGGACAUUACAUAGGUAUGAACAGAGUAAACUUUUGGCGAUCCAAGAAACCUGUGGCGAAAGAGAGGCUGAGACUCUAGGUUAUCUGUACAGUAAUUUCCGAAUGAAGUCGGCAAAGCCGGUCCAGAGGGCCAUGCAGUGCCAGCUUGCGCAUUGUCAACCAGUAGGGAACAUGCAAAGUCGCCACGGAAACUUUGUUUAA